UCGCCACAACACGAAACAAGCAAGUAGGGCGAGGCGAAGCGACGGAUUUUCAGCAAACGCACAGACAAAGCCCAACGAUAAUGGCGGACUCUAAGGUUAUCGACCGCAAGGUGACGAUCCUUCUGCGCCCCAAGGACGCCGACAGCGCGAGCGGCGCGUCGUUCGAGGAGUGCCUGAAGCUCGCCGAGGAGUUGAAAGAGGUCUCGCGGCUGCCCGCGUCCUGCCGCCAGUACGUGGACAAGAAGGCGGUCCUCCACCAGGCUUGCGAGGGGAUGACGGGGGACCAGGUGGCGCAAGUGUCGGUGGCCCGCAACAGCAAGAUUGGCCGCAACAUGACCCACGCCCAACUCCAGAGGCGAUUAACCGCACGCGAGAACCCGCUCCGCAAGAACAGCCGGAAGUGAAGAUUUACAGCGGCAUCCGGCCUCAAAACCGGACCAGAAAGUACUCACAACCUUGCCGCAGAAGAAAGACACGGCGACGGUGAAAGAAAAAGGCGGAAUGGUGGAGACGCACGAGGGCGCAGCCAUAGGGCGGGGAGAGUGGGGGGUGACGCGCCAUGAGGAAACAAAGCCGUACCUAUCACGAGAAAAACGGCAGGGUUUCGAGCAUGGGAAGAGGAGUAGCAGGACGACGAGGGUUUGGAUGUGUUGAGGCUUCUUCGGGGUGAGGGAAGCACAUCAUAAAUGUUUGUUGAGCGAACACGAGCGGAAUCGUGGGGGAGGAACAGCUGAGAUGCGAGAUAAAGAAUUCCGUGGGGGGCAUGAGACUUGUCGCACAAACCUCGUUUUGCCUGGCCGGUGGCAUUCGUGCGUUGUUGUUGUGCAAAGAUGGGAGGGGUUGGGGGUGUGUGGGGGGUUUCACAGAAUCGCGUGUCGUUCCGUGCUGUAUAGGUUGUUGGUUGGCUGGCCGUUGUUGCCAUCAACGGCUCGCCUGUCUCCUUCUGCUGUGUGAGCGGAGGCGCUGACGUGCUUUUGUGUGUCGUGCCCGUUGCUUGGGCAUCGUCUCUCUUAGUUUAUCUAGCCCGCACGUGAUCUGUGUGGUCGCUCUGCGCCAUACUCUCGCGCUUCGCCUCUGUGCGCGCGACCCGUUUGUCGGCUCUCGUUUUGUCUUCGGCAGCCAUCUUGCGGAGCGCGUGGCGAGCGGUGCGGCAGUGUGACUAUAAAGUACCAGUAGCAGAUAUCGAUGUUAACAACGACGCGCAUGAAUCGUAAGGGCCGGUACGUGGGCAGUGGGCGUUUUGUUUUCCUCGCCUAGCUAAGGUGGGUUUUGGAGACACAGGGCAAGGGGAAGGUUCCCCGUUGUCUGAUUUGUUUUCGCCUGCCAUUUGCAUGACAGGGCGUGGAAUUUCUGGUGUCCAGUACAUACGUGAGGGAAACCAGACGGCGCGUAGUGCAUUGCCAGUUCAUCCCACGCGCAUGCACCCUCAUAGACCGGCCUAUGCGGACGCGUUUAUGAUACUGUCGUCGAGAGACCCCGCCAAUAGAGGGAGCCCCGCAGUGUGUGCGUGUGCACCCCCCCUCCCCCCACCGGUGUGUGCAUCAGUGUGUGCGAGCCGUUCCUCUCGGAUAUUCUGCACUCGCUUAAAUCCGAGGUGUGAUGGUUGGGCGUGCCGGGUGGGGGGGGGGGGGGGGGGGACAUAGCUGAUAUGCCGUCGCGUUUUCUUGGAAAGUGGUUUGAUUCGACAUGCCCACAAGCACGGACUGAAGAAUGUUUGAUUCUGGUGUUGACUGCUGCCGCUGGGCCAAUUGAGGUAGAUAGAGGCGAAAAUUGAGAGGAAAUCGAAAUCAACGGGGAACCGAGGUGAAGAGAGGCGAAAAGGGAG
Molecule: messenger RNA, 1825 nt
Organism: Ectocarpus sp. CCAP 1310/34
Lineage: Eukaryota; Phaeophyceae; Ectocarpales; Ectocarpaceae
Source: the annotation of a GenBank genome assembly